AUGAGAGCAUACGGUGCUGAUUUGUUAACAUAUGAUGAACACGUAAUUGCGUGCUUUCUAGUGUUGGGAGCUGGGGAGGACAAGAUCACGGUAUCGUGGGGCCUGAACCGGAGUCUGCCUGCGGGGGCUGACGAGGCCUACAAGGAGGUGGAGGUGAGGCUGUGCUACGCUCCGGCGAGCCAGGCCGACCGAGGGUGGCGAAAGACAGACGACGAUCUCUCCAAGGACAAGACGUGCCAGUUCGGCGUCGCCGUCCGGCCCUACACCACGACUAAUUCGACGAGCUUCGAGUACGAGCUGUCCAGAGAAUUGCCUACCGCCACCUACUUUAUUAGAGCAUACGUCCUCGAUUUCGACGGCAAGGUGGUGGCCUACGGCCAGACCACGGACGACCGCAAGGCUGCCGAUUUGUUCGAGGUCGUGGAGAUCUCCGGCCGGAGUCUCUCGUUGGAUAUUGCCGCCGGGUGCUUCUCCACCUUCUCGGUUCUGUUGCUGCUGCUGUUCUUCGUGGCUGAUAGGAGGAAGAAGGCCAAGGAGUGACUGCUUUUCUUUUUUACUAAACAAUUUUUUGGUGUUGAAAAUGACUUUCGUAGCAUAUCUAUUUGGAUGCAGUCCACUUGUUUUAACAACGAUAGAUUGAUUUUUACACGCUAGAUUUCUAAUUCAUGUCUGAAGUUUGCAUAGCAUCGCAAGGAUGACAUGAAGGUGCCCUUCGCCCCCAACAAUUCGUGAAUGAAUAAUUAUCCUAAUUGACCGCUGGAGUUAGAUACAGCCACGGAUAUUUUUGGAUGCAUCUGCUCUAUAUUUUUUUCUGGAUGGCCUUGGCCUUUUUUGAAGAUUUUAU
Molecule: messenger RNA, 844 nt
Organism: Phoenix dactylifera (date palm)
Lineage: Eukaryota; Viridiplantae; Streptophyta; Magnoliopsida; Arecales; Arecaceae
Source: RefSeq, a predicted model, not a curated record